UUUCCCUUCGAUCUCCAUCUCUUUCGCAGCUCUCGCUCGCUCUUUGCCUCUCUCUCUCUCUCGACGAUCAUUCACUCCCUUGCGCUCAUCUGAUCACCUGCCCGAACCCUUUUCCUCUCUCGAUCUCAAUCCGCUCUCCUGCAAACCCUAACCCUAAUCCCCCUCCCCGAGUCGUCCCAGGCCCCAUCCGUCUCGCCCUUUCCUCGCCCUCCAAAUCCCCCAUUUCGCCCUCGAUUCCCUCGGAUUCUUCGGCUUUGUCGCCCCGGAAACCGUAAUUCGGUCUCCGCGGCCCCCGAUCUGUGCGUCCCGCGUGAACUGGUGCGGUGCAGAUGGCUGGCGGCAACUUGGAUCUGCCGGAGGACCUCCUCCCCUCGAGGCUGGUGGGCGAGGCUUGGGCCGGGAAAGAUACUCUUGCUGGUGGAAAUGGCAAGGAAAAGAAUCCUAUUGGGUUCCUUGACGAAGGAAAAGAUCAAGCGACUUCUGAAAAUAAUAUACCUUUGUCUCCUCAAUGGCUUUAUGCAAAACCUGGUGACAGCAAGGACACUAGGCCCACAAGUUUUGCACCAUCUGUAACCUUGCCUGAUUCUGUUCAGAAAGACAUGUGGCCACAGGAGAAAAAAGAAUGGAGAAGGAACGUCAUUGAUCUUGAAAGCAAUCGCCGAUGGCGUGAAGAGGAGAGGGAAACUAGCUUGCUCAGUAGGAGAGAACGUAAAAAGGAAGGGGAUCGAGAAACUGAGUACCGUAAAAAUGACCGCCAUCCUGACAAUAUCUCUUUGAGAGAAGCUGCUGAUUUGAAGACUUUAUCUUCAUCUGAUAGGGUGCAUGAAGUUCCUAAUCGUAGUGCAGGAAAUGAAAACCGCCGCGAUAGCAAGUGGUCAUCUAGGUGGGGUCCUGAGGACAAAGAGAAGGAACCUUGGACAGAAAGGAAAGUGGAUGUUGAGAAAGAAGGUUCUCACUCUGAGAAGCAGUUUUUUCUUGCUAGCCUCCGUCCAGUAUCUGGAUCUGAUUCUCGUGAUAAAUGGAGACCUCGCCAUCGCCAGGAAAUUCAUUCUGGUGGCUCUUCAAUGCUCCGUGCUGCUCCGGGAUUUGGGGGCGUUGAGGUCCCCCCUGUGCCUUUUGCCUCUGGUAGGGGUAGAUCAAAAUCUGUUUCAGGAUUACAAUUUGGCAGGCCAUCUGCUGCUGGCCCUAUUGGUGCAUGGCCAGUAAAUAAAGCAAACUUUCAGUAUCCUAGGGGAAAACUUCUUGAUAUCUAUAGGAACCAAAAGAUGCCAGUCGUUGAUUUUACCUCUGAGAGCUUUGAGGAAGUUCCUCCAAUAACAGUAUCUAGCUCCAUAGCUCCUUUGGCAUUUGUCACACCUGAUGCAGAGGAAGAGGUUGUUCUGAAAGAUAUUUGGAAGGGGGAAGUCACAAGCAGUGAAGUGAGCUUAAAUCGGGAAAGGAUGACAAGAGUUAAUGAGGAGAUAGAUGAUGGUGGCAAGACACUAGUUGAUAACAAACAUGAUAAAAUGGAAUCCGUUGCCACUUUAAAAGAGCUGGAAAGUAAGGAUAAUAUCAACCUUCUGAUUAACUUAGUGGGUCCUGAUGAUCGGGCUCCAAAGGUUGCAGAUCAUGAAGUUAUCCACGAUAAACCAGUUUUAGGUGGUAAUCUUACCAAUUUUGAGAUAAAUCUUAGUGAGAUAGAAGUGGCAAAUGUUGAUGACCAAACAAGUCACUUGGAUAUUCCGAAGAAUAUCAAAUUAGGAGAGGGUUCAACUGUUUCCUUUGAUGUUAAUGCUAAGCUACCUGAUGCAUCAUGUCCUUUAUAUGAUGCUUCUUUUGUUGAGAUCUCAAACACCAACAACCAUGAAAAUCACAAAAUUGAAAAAAAGCUUUCAGAACAGGGUACCUUUCCUGAGGAGUUGAGUUUAUUUUACCAGGAUCCACAAGGAGAUAUACAAGGUCCAUUUUUGGGUGUUGACAUUAUCUCAUGGUUUGAACAAGGUUUCUUUAGUACAGAUUUACCUGUGUGCUUAUCAGAUGCUCCUGAGGGCACACCAUUUCGGCCACUUGGGGAAGUUAUGCCUCACUUGAAGCUAGAGCAACAUAUUGUCCUGGAUCUCCCUUCUGGUAACAAGUCCGAACCCUUGGACACUACAAGGGGCAACCUGGAGACUUGUGUUCCCUCUUCCCGUUUUAGCGAUUCUUUUCCCACAAAUGAUCAGCAACGGUUGCUAUCUUGGGAUACUUUGGAUCAUCAUGUAAAACACAAUGUUGUUGAGAGUGAAGCUUCAGUAGAUCCUAACAAAGCUUGGUUAUCUUUUUCCAAUUCAGAAACACCACUAGGUACAACUGGUCUUGAAGAAAAAAUCUUCCAUGAUUUUACUGGUCAAGAUACAGAAGUUGUAUUGUAUAAGGGUAGGCCUGUGGGGGACAUGGAGAAGGGGUCAGGAAAGCUUGUUAAUGAGAACAUUGCUCUAUCAAGAUCCACCAGUGGUAAUCAUUUUUUGAUGACAGAAACAGGAAAUAGUAGUUUUGCCAGUCAUAACAUUCCUAGAGAUAAUGACUUAAAUUCUCUUGGAUUGUUGUGGUCUGAGCUAGAAGGAACUCACCGGAAGCUUCCCCUUUCAUCAACUGUUCCAGGCUCCACUGAGAAUUUGAUUGACAAUCAUGAUUCUGCUCGAAAUGCCUUUCUGUUUAGCCACAAUCCAGAACAGUUCAAUUCAAUAAGUGACUUCCCCAUCAUGAAUGAACCAUGGGCCAACAAUUAUAGGAGCAAGGGUUCAAACAUAAUUCAUGAUAACUUUGAUGCAAAUAACUUGUCACGGUUUGAAGCUGAGUCAAACCAAUUUAGUUUAGAACGGCAACUGCUCUUACAACAAUUGGAAAAGCAGCAACUUCAGCAGCAACGCUUAUUGUCCCCUCAAAAUGUCGAGUUCGCUGGAACUUUAUUGGAUCAGGUGCGUGACCCAAUGCAGCAGCAUCACCUUGUUAAUCAACAACCUAGGGAGGAUCUAGAACGGAUCCUGAAAUUUCAGUUUGAGCAGCAGAGGUAUCUCGAUCAGUUGAAGCAGCAGCAUCAAAUGCACCAGAGACACCAACAACUGCAUGAGCAUCAGAUGCAAUUACUGCAUCGUCUUCAACAUCAUGAACCACAACGACAGCAACAACUACAGAAGCAGAUUCAUCUUGAACAUUUGCUGCAUCGACAAUUACUUGAACCUGGUUCUGGAGCAUCAAACAUCGAUUCUCAUGUGAUGAAUAUGUAUGACCAGGUUCUUCUUAGGCAGCGUCUCUUGAGUGAGUCCCAACAACAGUCUCAUAACCUUUCACUGCAUCAUGACUCAGCAUCCGAGCAAUUUUUGGAAGCAAAUUUUCUGCAGAACUUCCAACGUCAAAAUCAAAAUGAUCUGUUGGAUGUUCUAUCUCAUUCCAAGCGGGGACAGGUUCCUACUUUAGAACAAAAGUUUCUUUUAGAGCUUCAGCAGGAGCAGCUUCAAGCACGACAACUCUCAAGGCAGCUGUCUGGCAUGGAAGAAGAGAGACAUGUAGGGGGGGUUUGGUCCGUUGAUGAUUCUGGUCAGUUCAUCAGAACUGCCGCUGGUCCACACCAGAAUUAUGCUGCCAGACUUAGCCAAUUAGAUCUUGUGCAGGCGCAGGCACUCUCAUCACUCGAGCAGCCCAGCCAUCUUCAGCAGAAUUUUUUGUCACAUGAGAGAAUGCCGCAUGAUCCUUAUGAACGAAGACCACAUCCUCUUGAUAGGUCAAUGCAUAUGCAUGUAGGUGCUCCUGCUCCAAACUUGGAUCUUGUAAAUGCUGUAGCACGAGCUCAAGGGCUAGAUGCUCAGGGACAUCUUGAUCAGCUGCAUGCUUUUAAUCAGAUAGGACAAAUUCCUUCUAGUGUUCGUUCCCAUCAGAUUCGUAUUUCUGAGGAGUUCGCUGUUCCACACUUGGAUGCAAGAGAGAGGCACUGGUCCGAGGCAAGUAGGCAGCGAUCAUCUGACUUGAUGGAAUCCCAUCUGAAGCAGUUGCAAAUAGAAGCAGCAAAGCAAAGAAGCACCAAUCUGAGCCUUCCUGGUGAGAACCUAAAUGCAUGGGCCUCAUCUCUUGGAAAUGAUGGAAGCUCAGAGCAUGGAUUGAGAGACUUGCUCUUUCAUGAAAAUUUUCAAUCUCAACAGCCAACAGGAUUGGCAGUUGGUACUCCUACAUCAUCCUAUGAGCUGAGGGAUUCUUGGAUCUAUUCCCGUCCUAGUUCAGAAAAUCCCUUUAAUCUUAGCUCAGAGAGAGGAGGUUUGAGUAGUUCUUUUUCAGAGAGUUCAUUUUUUGCUGAUGUAGGACAGCCGACAAAGGAGCAACUAUCAAACAAAAAUAUGGAAGAUGAUGCUAGUAACUUUGAAAGCAGCAGAUCAACUUUGAGAUCUGGUUCUGCAAGAUCAUAUGAACAGAAACAAUUCCCGGCAGAUAUAGAUAUAAUUGAAAAAGAAAAGUUUGUGAAUUCUGUUGCUGGUGGUUCUUCAUUAAAAAGAUUAGAUAUCUCCAACCUGAUGGAGGGGGCGAGAGGGAAGUCACUGGGUCCAAGAGGUAGUUCCGGGACUCGAUUAGCUAUGGACAUGCAGGAGAGUGGGGUUAAGCAAGCAGCAGGUGGAGGUCAUGAAGUGGUUAACAUUGACAAAUCUUUUAGGCAUGAUUCAUCUGGAAAGGCUGGGGGAGGUUUAACCUUUUUUAAUUAUGAAAUGACACUUGAUAGUGUUCAUCCUGAAGAGAUUGGUAGCAACAUUUCUGGUGAUGUUUUGAAAGGAACCAAUAGUUCGUUCUUAGAACAUACCCGUGAUCCUCAUGCUACAUCAUCCGCAGAACUGCCAGACAUGAUAGCUUCUCAACCACCAAAGGGAAAGAAACCUACUACUUUUGGGUCGUCUGAGGAAGACUCUGCAGGUAAUCCUGCAUCCCAAUCUACAGAGACAUCAAUCUCCAACAAGAAAGACUCCAGAUUUCGUCGAACUUCUUCGGGCAGCGAUGCUGAUGUUAUGGAACUUUCAUUCAGUGACAUGCUGAAGAGCACCAAAAAGCCGAUGCCUGAACCUGAGAACCCAGAAGUAGGUUCACUCGGCAAGGCUGCCAAAAAGAAGGGAAAAAAAGGCAGGCAGAUCGAUCCAUCCCUUCUCGGUUUCAAAGUCCAUAGCAACCGCAUCUUGAUGGGUGAGAUCCAGCGACCAGACGAUUGAGGAUUGCACCUCUACCGUCGGCAAAAUGCUUAUCGCUUUUCCAUCCGAAGGAUGUACAGAUCCUCAUCUAAUUCUUUUCUUUUUUCUUGAAUUAAUUUUUGUAGUCCUGUCCUCGACAGAUGCGUUGUAAAGCAGGGGGUUUCGGAUGUUCAGAUUUGAAAUCUAGCAGAGUCCUCCCUUCAUGUGAAUACGUGGGGAUGUUGGAAUAAACAUAUGUACAGCUCAGUGAAAGCAAUUAGUUAUUUCCCCCUCCCCCCUCUCCUUUCCUGCCAUGAAUAACUUUUUGACUGGCUCUCUCUGCUUCCAAGUCCAUUUAGCUCAUUCUGAACAAUUGUGUUGAUAUCUCAUCCUUGCACUUGAUAUAUAGUUUGUUUCGUAGAUGAA
Musa acuminata subsp. malaccensis (wild Malaysian banana) is the source of this 5585-nucleotide messenger RNA. RefSeq lists its product as uncharacterized. Lineage: Eukaryota; Viridiplantae; Streptophyta; Magnoliopsida; Zingiberales; Musaceae. Gene Ontology annotation, molecular function: protein binding. The record is from RefSeq and is a predicted model, not a curated record.